Molecule: messenger RNA, 2052 nt
Organism: Schistosoma mattheei
Lineage: Eukaryota; Metazoa; Platyhelminthes; Trematoda; Strigeidida; Schistosomatidae
Source: the annotation of a GenBank genome assembly
AUGGGUUCAGUUUAUGUACCAAAGGACCCGGAACACUUUAGUCGUGAACGAAAAUGUGCUUUGCAUAAAACUAUGCAGGUGCUCGAGCCUCAGUCGAUUUUUCUCCAGGCGGAUCUCAUGGUUAAGGAAUUAGAUGCUUCGUCAAGGCGUGAGUAUACGGAAAAAUCAUUACCCAUUCUUUUGCAUCAAUUUUUUAUCGACAGGAUGCAUCAGAUGGUUAUCCUUAAGCAUUCUCAUCUUCUAAGGUGGAAGCGCUACUGUUUCUCAACUUCAGCAAUUGAAUCCAUAUGUUCAGAGUACCUUGAUAGAUUACAACAACUUACAAACGAAUAUCUAGAUGCCUGUUCUAGGGCACGCAGGCUUGCUUCAACUACAGAGGGGUUGUUGACCGGUUCAGAUUGUGGUAUUGAGGACGUAACGGUAGAUGAUUACCAGGUCUACUUGCGACACAUAGUCUAUCACUUACGAUCACUUUCCUAUGUUAAUCAGAUUUUAAAUAUAAUCAAAUGGUUUCCGUAUCAUUACAGAGACAAACUAAAAGGAAGUUUGAACAAAGAAAACAUGGAUGUUGCUAAAAAGGAUUAUUUGCUUGACAAACAUGAAUCACAAGAACAUAAAAUGUUGACUAGACUUACUCCGAUUAACAAAAUUGAGGUUCUUUACGAAAACGUCAGUGACGAUAGAAGCAAGCAAAAUUAUUUACGUAUAACGACUGAUGAUGAGGAUGACAUUAUAUCUUCCACUAUGCCAAAAGGUAAAGCCGAAGCAAAUACAAACAGAACAAGUGAACUGCCUGGAGAAUCAUCUGUAUAUAAUAAUAAACAGGAAAUAUUCAACAAAAUUGAUACCAGCACACUAAAAGAGACUGGAAAUGAAAAUAUAAGGACAAAGUCGGUCAGUUUUAAACCUGACGAAGAAAGAAUAAGUAUUAUGCAGAGAAAGGGUAUUUCCGAAAGAUCACCAAAUCACUUUCACUUUUCUGAGCAAAAACGUCAACCAUCAAGAAUGGCAAAUUCAAUAAGUUUGAGUUCGAAUGACUCAUCGUUAGCAAAUAAAAACAGUUUGUUAUUAGCAGUAACAACUGGUAUCACAAAUGAAAAGGUAUCUGUUCUACCACUGCAUACAAAUGACCUGGAAACAUUACGACCACAUCUGGUAUUACUGUGUCAGACAUAUAAUAUUCAGAUGGAUAUUGAUUCCAUACGCUCAACAUCAGAUGAAAUGGAAUUAUUCGCCGUAAUCAAUCGUAAAUUCCAACAUAUUUUCAAUCAUCAAGAUGAAAUGUACGAUUUUCGGACAUAUGAUCAUACAAAAGCUGUUGGUGAGCGUUGGGGAUUAGAUAUGUGGCUGCAUGCUAUGAAAAAACCUAGUAAUUGGUUGGAGUUUAUAAAAUUGAAACCGAGGCGAGAUGAACGUGUAGUAAAAUAUAUGAUGGGACUAAGAUGCAAUAUAGUGAUAGACGAUCUCUUGUUGGCAGCAUCAAAAUUUUUACAUGUUAGAUCAUCAGAACGAGUGCAAGAUGCGUUACGUCAUCAUCUAAUGGUUAUCCCACAUUCACCAAAAAUACGAACAGCAUCAGUUUUAUCUCAUAAAGAUGGUCAAAAUACUGUUGAGAUAUUUAAGAAGAUUUAUACAAAUCCUGAACUAUAUUCGAAUUCCAUUGGAUCUGUUGAAGGUGGGAAAUCUAAACGUGAUGAUUAUGAUUUCACCCAAACUAUGCGACGUUUGGGAUUAGAUGAUGAUAUGAGUGGGUCAAAUGAUUCACUUAACGGUCAAGGUGCUUAUUUGUCAUUUUUACAUCUAAGACACUUGAAAUUAAGAGAUUUAAUGCGUACAUGUAUAUCUAUUUUAAAUUAUUUUCGAUCAAUUGAACGAACAUUAACGAUUAAUGAUCAAGGUUUAUCAAUAAAUGGCAAAGAUGGAGUAGAACGCAUAAGUCCACAAAAUCAUCGAGUUGGUGUAGAUGGUCAAGAUAAUCAACGUUGUGGGAAUUCAUUAAAUGUUCAUGUUAUCUUUUUAAUACACCUCAAGAAUUUAAAGUUAAAGAAUUAG